Molecule: messenger RNA, 2616 nt
Organism: Setaria italica (foxtail millet)
Lineage: Eukaryota; Viridiplantae; Streptophyta; Magnoliopsida; Poales; Poaceae
Product: rhamnogalacturonate lyase
Exons: 12
Coding region: 231-2288 (685 amino acids)
Biological process (GO): carbohydrate metabolic process
Molecular function (GO): carbohydrate binding; catalytic activity
Source: RefSeq, a predicted model, not a curated record
ACAAGCUGCUAGCUACGAGACCUUCCCGUCCAACGUCGUCGUCGUCAAAGUCAUGCAUCGUCCGUUCAUGGCGCACUAGCGAGCGCACCGCGUACCACGACUGCCCGCGCGCGGCGUCUGCGUGCCGGCCGGGCUUGGCCUCUACAAAUCUCUUACCUCUCUCCGAUCCUUCUUCAAUCGACGACGACCGAGAGGAGCGCGCGACGCCGAUCGAGUCGACGCACCGUACCAUGGCCGCUUCCGCGGCUGGCGCAACAAGGUCGCCAUUGCUGCUGCCGGUCAUCCUGCUCGUCGCCGCCGUCGGAGCAUCAUCGUCCCUCGCCGCCGCCGCGGCCGCACUGCCCAACGCCGCAGCCCAUGGCGUUACGCUGCGCGUCGACCAUCACCAGGUGCUUGUGGACAAUGGCGUGGUGCAGGUGACGCUGUCCAAGCCGCAGGGCCACAUCACCGCCGUCCGCUACAACGGCGAGCGCAGCCUCCUGCACUUCGCCGGCCAGGAGAACACGGGAGGGUACUGGGAUGUGGUGUGGAACUAUCCGGGCUCCGAUCACCCAAGAGGGAUGAUCGACAUGUUGGAUAGUACGGAGUUCAAGGUCGUGUCCUCAAGCCCAGAGCAAGUGGAGCUUUCUUUCAGGAGUAUAUAUAAUCCAUCACGCCAAGAUAGUGUUAGACUAAACGUUGACAAAAGAAUUGUGGUGCUGAAAGGCAGCUCCGGGUUCUACUGCUACGCCAUCUUUGAGCACGCCAGCAACUGGCCUGCCAUGAACAUCUCAGAGGCUCGGCUCGCUUUCAAACUUAACACGGACAAGUUCAACUACAUGGCGAUUUCAGACGACAUACAAAGAUACAUGCCCAGCGCGGCAGACAGAGACGAGCCUCGAGGUACUGCACUGGCCUACAAGGAGGCUGUUCUUCUCGUUAACCCCCAGGAGCCACAGUUCAAGGGAGAGGUGGAUGACAAGUACCAGUACUCGCUGGACAACAAGGACAACGUCGUCCAUGGAUGGAUCAGCAGCAAUCACCCUAGCCCCAUGGGCUUCUGGGUGAUCACCCCAAGCAACGAGUUCAAGAGCGGCGGCCCCAUGAAGAGGGAGCUCACCUCCCACGUUGGACCCACCUCCCUCACCAUGUUUCUGGGAACGCAUUACAUUGGGGAUGACAUUGUCCUCAAUGUUGGCAACGGCGAGUAUUGGAAGAAGGUGUUGGGGCCAGUCUUCAUCUACCUCAACUCGAGCCCGAAACACGGUGAUCUCCGGGCUCUCUGGCAGGAUGCCAAGGCGCAGGCGCAAACCGAAGUCAGCAAGUGGCCGUACAGCUUCCCUAAAUCGCCGGACUUCGCCAAGGCCGGCGAGAGGGGCUCCGUCACCGGAAGGCUCAUGGUCAGAGACAGGUUCAUGAGGAACGACGACAUGCCUGCCGGGAUGGCGUACAUCGGCCUCGCCGCGCCCGGGCAGCCUGGCUCCUGGGCGACAGAGUGCAAGGGUUAUCAGUUCUGGACGACGGCCACGUCCUGCGGCAGUUUCACCAUCGGCAAUGUCCGGGCAGGGGUGUACAACCUCUACGCAUGGGUCCCCGGGGUUCUUGGAGACUACAUGUACACUUCUGCUGUGACCGUAACGCCAGGUUGCGCCAUCGACCUCGGUGAUCUCGUGUUCUUGCCUCCAAGAUCAGGCCCGACGCUGUGGGAGAUCGGAGUCCCGGACCGGACCGCCGCGGAGUUCUUCAUUCCUGACGUCGACCCCAGAUACGCCAACCGGCUGUUUCUGCACAGGGACAUGUACAGGCAGUAUGGUCUGUGGGAGAGGUACGCCGAGCUGUACCCUGACAGCGAUCCUGUUUUCACGGUCGGUCGAAGCAACCACUCCAAGGACUGGUUCUUUGCACAUGUCACAAGGAAGGUCGGCAAUGGCAACGUGCCAACGACGCGUCAGAUACGGUUCAACCUGGACCACGUCGUCGCGGACGGCACCUACACGCUGCGCAUCGCCCUUGCAGCUGCUCAGAUGUCCAGACUGCAGGUGCACGUGAACGGGGGCGGUAUGAGGAGGGGGGGCGGGGUGUUCACGACGCCGGAGUUCGGCGGCGGCAACGCCAUCGCGCGGCAUGGCAUCCACGGCGUGCAGUGGAGCUUCGAGUUCCCCAUCAGAGGGUACCUGCUGGAAGAAGGCGAGAACAGGAUCAGCAUCACGCAGACGAGGGCCUUCGGCGAGUUCUUGGGGGUCAUGUACGACUACAUCCGCCUGGAAGGCCCUCCUGGAUCCUGGCGAGACCCCACGCGACGGGCAUGAUCAUCGUCAUGAUCUAAUCGGCUAGGAAUCAGUAUUUCCUCAAUUUUUUCUCUUAAUUAGGAUAUACACAGCAGCAACAGUUGUAGGAGUAAACUGAAGAUUGUUAGAGCAGUAACAGGGUGGGUUUUUGAAUGUAUAGGACCAGCAUGGGAAGCCGAAAUACUAGAGUGAAAUGAGCUAGAGCUUUGGGAGAUUUUGCAGAAAGGUGUUCGAGCUGAAUCAUGCUGUUCUCUUUUCUUUCUGCUUGCCCAAUCCACUCUACUAGUUGUACUUGCUGUUACAACAAAAUAAUCCCCCUGGUCGGCAAAUAUACUUGACAUUUUAGACA